UGGCGGAAUUUGCCAGUGAGUGAUUCCUUUCGCUGGCGCCUCUCUCCAACGGGAAUUAAAUACAUUGCGUUUUUUAUUACAGUGGAGGGACCGCCUCUUGGGGCAGGCCAGCGUAGCACGAAGUGGGCACAGCCUGUCCAGGCCAGCAUUAGCCCGAGAAGGCUAGGAGCCCGCAGCUCGUCCCCGUGGAUGGUGUUUCCCUCGCCGGCCUCCAAGGAGCGGUGAGGUGUGAACGAACCCCUCCCCGCAUCCACCUCCCCCCAAACCCUGGACUGUGAUUGUCUUCAAUGAUGAGCUCCCACAGCCACCCAGAUGGGCUUCCCGGCAAGGAGCAGGCCCUGGAACUUCUGAAGCCAUCUGGACUCAACCACAUUCCUUCUGUGGAUGUGAGUGCAGCCCUGCCGUUGCAAGUGCCCCCGGCCGCCAUCCCCAUGGACCUGCGCGUGGAGCAGCAGUUUGCCCUGGCCCCUGGCGUGACCCCGAGCGACCCCGUGCGCCGCGAGCAGCAGCUGCAGCAGGAGCUGCUGGCACUCAAGCAAAAGCAGGAGAUCCAGCGGCAGCUGCUCAUCGCCGAGUUCCAGCGGCAGCACGAGCAACUGUCUCGCCAACAUGAAGCCCAGCUGCAGGAGCACAUCAAGCAACAACAGGACCUGCUGGCCUUAAAGCACCAACAAGAACUGCUGGAGCACCAGCGCAAGAUGGAGAAGCAUCGGCAGGAACAGGAGCUCGAGAAACAGCACCGUGAGAAAAAGCUACAGCUGCUCAAGAACAAGGAGCGUGGCCAAGAAAGUGCAGUGGCCAGCACGGAGGUAAAGAUGCGUCUCCAGGAAUUUGUCCUGAACAAGAAGAAGGCCUUGGCCCAGAGAAACCUGAACCACUGCGUGCCCGGAGACCCCCGCUUCUGGUACGGGAAAACCCAGCACAGCUCCUUGGACCAGAGCUCCCCACCACAGACAGGGAUGUCAGCCACAUACAAUCACCCUGUCCUGGGGAUGUAUGACCCGAAGGAUGACUUCCCCCUCCGUAAGACAGCCUCCGAACCGAAUCUGAAGCUGCGGUCCCGACUAAAACAGAAGGUGACUGAGCGGCGCAGCAGUCCACUGCUCCGUCGGAAGGAUGUUCCAGUCAACACUGCCAAGAAGCGCUCACUGGACAUGGCUGUCUCACGGGAGGGGUUCCUGAACAUCUGCUUUGCAGAGUCUGCAUGUAGCAGCGCUCCUGGUUCCGGACCAAGCUCUCCAAACAACAGCUCCAGCAACAUUACCAACGAGAACGGAAUCGCCAGCUCCAUCUCCGGCAGCACAGCCGAGCCAUCCCUGGUCCAGCGGCUGGCCAGCCGGGAAGGCCCUGCAAGCCAGCUGUCUCUGUACACAUCACCCUCCCUGCCCAACAUCACUCUGGGCCUGCCUGCCACCGGACCCUCCAGUGUGGCAUCUGGCCAGCAAGACGGUGACCGAUUGGCAAUGCCCAGUCUCCAGCAAGGGCUGCCCCUGACCACUCCCUUCAUCCCAGGGUCCCACUUGCCCUCAUACCUCAGCGCCUCAGCACUGGAGCGAGAAGGAGCUGCAGCACACAACCCCCUCCUGCAGCACAUGGUCCUUCUGGAGCAGUCAGCUGCGCAGAAUCCCCUGGUCACAGGCCUGGGGGCUCUCCCCCUACAGUCGCCCUCCAUCCAUAAGCUGAGGCAGCACCGGCCACUGGGCCGCACACAGUCGGCCCCCUUGCCCCAGAGCGCACAGGCCCUGCAGCAGCUGGUUGUCCAGCAGCAGCACCAGCAGUUCCUGGAGAAGCACAAGCAACAGUUCCAGCAGCAGCAGCUGCACAUCAGCAAGAUGAUGGCCAAGCCUAGCGAGCCUGGCCGACAGCACGAGAGCCACCCGGAGGAGACAGAGGAAGAGCUGCGUGAGCACCAGGCCCUGUCUGAGUCAGAGGCGAUGCCACGGGGGGUCACCAUUAAGCAGGAGCCCCUGGAAGACUCAGAGGAGGAGCAGGUGUUGCAAAGGGAAAGGCAGGUGGAGCAGGAGCUCCUCUUCAGACAGCAGGCCCUGCUUCUGGAGCAGCAGCGCAUCCACCAGCUGAGGAACUACCAAGCAUCCAUGGAGGCGGCGGGGCUGUCAGUGAGCUUCGCAGCACACCGGCCCCUCUCCCGAGCCCAGUCCUCCCCAGCCUCCGCCUCCUUUCCCAUGGCGGUGCAGGAGCCGACAAGCAAGCCCCGCUUCACAACAGGACUUGUGUACGACACAUUGAUGCAGAAGCACCAGUGCAUGUGUGGUAACACCAACACGCACCCAGAGCACGCUGGCCGCAUCCAGAGCAUCUGGUCCCGACUGCAGGAGACAGGCUUGCGCAGCAAAUGUGAGUCCAUCCGUGGAAGGAAGGCCACCCUGGAAGAGCUGCAGACGGUCCACUCGGAGGCCCACGUCCUGCUGUACGGCACCAACCCACUGCGACAGAAGCUGGACAGUUCCGUGACACCCAUGUUCGUGAGGCUGCCCUGUGGCGGAAUCGGGGUGGACAGCGACACCAUCUGGAACGAGGUGCACUCCUCAGGAGCAGCCCGCCUAGCUGUGGGCUGUGUCGUUGAGCUCGUCUUCAAGGUGGCGUCCGGGGAGCUGAAGAAUGGCUUCGCCGUGGUGCGGCCCCCAGGACACCAUGCCGAGGAGAGCACGCCGAUGGGAUUCUGCUACUUCAACUCGGUGGCGAUUGCAGCCAAGCUGCUGCAGCAGAGGCUCAGCGUCAGCAAGAUCCUCAUCGUGGACUGGGAUGUUCACCAUGGAAACGGAACUCAGCAAGCAUUCUACAGUGACCCGAAUGUCCUCUACCUGUCUCUCCAUCGUUAUGAUGAUGGCAACUUCUUCCCUGGCAGCGGAGGACCUGAGGAGGUGGGCAGCGGGCCUGGGAUGGGCUUCAAUGUCAAUGUGGCCUUCACUGGAGGUCUGGAGCCCCCAAUGGGAGAUGCCGAAUACCUGGCCGCUUUCAGGACGGUGGUGAUGCCCAUUGCCAACGAGUUUGCCCCGGACGUAGUGCUGGUCUCUGCGGGCUUCGAUGCUGUGGAGGGACACCCGCCUCCGCUGGGAGGAUAUAAACUGACUGCCAAAUGCUUCGGCUACCUGACCAAGCAGCUGAUGGGCCUGGCCGGGGGCCGCGUGGUGCUCGCCCUGGAGGGGGGUCACGACCUCACCGCUAUUUGCGACGCCUCCGAAGCAUGUGUUUCUGCUUUGCUGGGAAACGAGCUGGAGCCGCUCCCCAAGGAGGUGCUGCAGCAGAGACCGAACCUCAACGCGGUGCGCUCUCUGGAGAAGGUCCUGGAGGUCCAAAGUAAGUACUGGCCAUCAGUGCAGCGCCAUGCCUCCACACUGGGCUACUCCCUCAUUGAGGCCCAGAAGUGCGAGACGGAGGAGGCCGAGACCGUCACCGCCAUGGCUUCCCUGUCCAUGGCUGCCAAGCAGAUGGAGAACCGGCCAGAGGAGGAGCCCAUGGAGGAGGAACCGCCCAUGUAGUGGCGAGCAGAGCUGCUCUGUGACCUCUGCCACCUAGGGGCCUGCUCGAGCCCCCAACUCCACUCCGCCUACCACCUACCUCCGUUUCAUUUUCAACCCCCCUCGCCCUGGUUGCGUCCCACCGGCGACGAUUCGCUGGGAACGGGCGUGGCGUCCGAGAGCGGGAGCCGAAACGGACCGAAGACAAACUGAGAAACCGCUCUGGUCUGACUCAUCCAGUCCAAAACCGCGAGAGGCACUUGCUGUUCCCUGUGCGCUGCGAGGCAAGGGGCGGUCCACGGAGGCUUAUGGCCGGGCCUGUGGACGGAACGGUUUGUUUUUUCACGGGACGAGGAAGUGUUCCGAUGGAGAUGCGAAAGCCGUGCUUUUGAGCUGUCUCACACGAACGGCGAGGCACGUCUGACUGCCAGUCACACGUGGCUGUGUCUCUCUUCAUUUUGGUUUUAGUUCUUUUUCUUGUCUAUAUCAAACAAGACCUAAAAACAGUCUCUUUCUGUUUAUAAAAUUUGAUAGUUGUUGCUUGAAGAACACAUUACAAAAAGCCGUGAUGAAUUGCUAUGUUUAUUGGUAUAGCUGAAAGGUGAAACCAGGCAUUCUGGGGUGAGAAGACACAUCUAGCUGUCUGGGGGGUGGGGUGGGGGGGCUCUAAUCCCAGUUUAACAGCAUGUGGAAAACUGAACGUUUGUGCCUUUUUCAUAGACCUAGUUAGUUCUCGUGAAGAAUUCAGAUGAACAUUGCCUUAAACCAGUCGAGCGAUGGAGCGCGCCUUGGUCCGAGCCCCUCCGCGCUGGGGCAGGACAGGCAGCUGGAUGGACACGGAGGGACAGGCGGAGAGAGCCCAUGACACGUGGGUGCUGUUUUUGUUUCCCAGUCUCGGAAAAGUUGCGCUUUUCCCCCCUUCUUUCAUUAUGAUGUAUACGAAAGGUUUGUAAGGUAGUUGCCAGCUAUAUCGGGGCAAACACUGUUGGAAGUUUCAGCUCAAGUCUGCAGUGCUGUUGACUAAUAGUAUCGCCCAAUGUAGCUUCUCAUAUAAACCCUUGACCAAAUAUCAGUUUUUCAAAAAAAAAAAACAAAAAAAAAAAAAACAAAAAAUAGUUAAGAAGCAUGUACUGUACUAGAGCAACUUGUCAUCUGCAAAGUUAGAAUGCUAAUAAGUCUUAGUAGAAAAGCAAAAAAAAAAGAAAAAGGACAAAAAAAAAAAACCAAAGCAUGAGUUUGCUUCCAGCUCAACAGUUUUUGUGCCACUAGUUAUUGCAAGCUUAAAAAGUAAGGCUGUUUGCCUCUGUUUAAUGUGACGUUCAUACAAGUAUUUAGAUCGUGGGGAUUAUGGUUAAACAGCUCACGUUUGACAUUUCUGUGUCAGUACUUUAAAGACUGAGUUAACCGAUACUGUUGUGUGCAGAGCAUCGUCUUUCUCAACUGAUUGCAGUGACAAACAUUUCAUGGUAAAACCUUUUUUGCUACUUGAUUGGAUGCAGCUCUGGCGGGAAGUCUUGUCCGCCUCUUGGGGCCUGGCAAUUGACGGCGAAGCCACCGGUUGUCCGCUGCGAGCUCCUCUCAGCCAGUGCCCUCACGUGAAGAAAGAACAGGCUGAGGAGCAGCGCACGGGCUGCAGUGGGCGCUGCUUCACUUAGACGUAACCGCGGAGGUCACGUGGCCUCAUUUCGGUACUGG
Molecule: messenger RNA, 5174 nt
Organism: Scleropages formosus (Asian bonytongue)
Lineage: Eukaryota; Metazoa; Chordata; Actinopteri; Osteoglossiformes; Osteoglossidae
Product: histone deacetylase 4-like
Exons: 27
Coding region: 288-3500 (1070 amino acids)
Biological process (GO): negative regulation of transcription by RNA polymerase II
Molecular function (GO): histone deacetylase activity
Source: RefSeq, a predicted model, not a curated record